AGAAGCUGCUAUCGUAUGUGAAAUUUAAUGAAAAAGAAGGAGAAACGUUCUUCGAAGCGGCUACUAUCUGCAUGGGACUCGGAGGAUCAGUGGCUGUCCCUGAGGGCCAGGAGGAUAACAAUGCCAUCGCUAAACUUGUCAAGGAUAAGAACGUGUGGCUGGGGAUAACCCGCUCAGAAUCUGGAGACUAUGUCCGUCAGGACGAUAAGACAACGCUGGUCCCGUUCUCUAACUGGAAGGGAGGAGCCCCGGAAGUUGUUGAGGGGAGUGCUAGUGGGAUUGUUCUCAACGCUGACGAGUCCAGUGAUGAGCUCGGAAUGUGGUAUGCCAGAUCGGUUAACGAGAACCAUGGGACUGUCUGUGAAAGAGUGCCCCGUAAGCUGAACAGAAAACGAAGAUCAAAGGUGUAAAAAGGGAUGUAUUCUACACAACAUCAAAGAAAAAACAUGCUUUAGCUGACUUUUCAUCAAUGAAGACACUACGAAGUCUUAUAAAGUGUUUUAUAAAGACUAUUUAUAUUCGAAUUUAGUUUGCUUUAUGUUG
Messenger RNA from Bolinopsis microptera, 543 nucleotides. RefSeq lists its product as uncharacterized. The transcript is spliced from 3 exons. The coding region runs from base 72 to 410 and encodes 112 amino acids. The record is from RefSeq and is a predicted model, not a curated record. NCBI's taxonomy places the organism in Eukaryota, Metazoa, Ctenophora, Tentaculata, Lobata, Bolinopsidae.